Messenger RNA from Austrofundulus limnaeus, 3140 nucleotides. It is a transcript of the gene nr1h3, whose product is annotated as nuclear receptor subfamily 1, group H, member 3. Gene Ontology annotation, molecular function: RNA polymerase II cis-regulatory region sequence-specific DNA binding; nuclear receptor activity; zinc ion binding. The transcript is spliced from 11 exons. Gene Ontology annotation, biological process: positive regulation of transcription by RNA polymerase II; negative regulation of transcription by RNA polymerase II; cell differentiation. Lineage: Eukaryota; Metazoa; Chordata; Actinopteri; Cyprinodontiformes; Rivulidae. The coding region runs from base 417 to 1778 and encodes 453 amino acids. Gene Ontology annotation, cellular component: RNA polymerase II transcription regulator complex. The record is from RefSeq and is a predicted model, not a curated record.
CGUAACUAAGCUAGCUAAAGACAGCCAGCAUCAGGAGUCACAUACGGACGGAGAAACAAAACCUAACAACAAACUGACAAGAAGUUAUAGCUGUAUGAAGUCUAUUACAAGUAAAAAAUUAGCUUUUUGUCAUUUUUGAACGUGUUUACGGAACCGAGAAGUUGAAAUUAGCUCAGCUGGGGCUUUGUAGAAAGCGACUUCUUUCCUACUCACCGUCUUCAAGAUAUCGAGUCAUUAAAACCUCUGCAAUAAGUCACAGGGGUCGGGUUGACAUCCAAUAAGCUGGUCCUCCAUCAACUCAGAGAUAUUCACAGACCGAGGACUCACAUGGGCAUGAUGGACYGGCAAUAACUAGGACAUCACCCUCAGAGGUAAGGUACACGUUGAUUUCGUAAUGACAAGCUGCUGUGCAGAAGAUGUCCACAUUGUCUGUGACUGAUAUCCCAGAUGUUGGUCAUGAUGAGAGUAAGGUGUUCAACGGGGCCUCUGUGCUGCAGCUGGGCUACAUGGUUCAGGAGAGCGAUGCACUGACCGACCUCUCCCAGCCGGAUGACGUCCCCAUCCCCCCACAUAAGGGUCCUUCACUGACUGAGAUGGGCAGCCCUCUGCCGGGGGAGCCAAAGGACGUUAAGGUGGAUCCUGCAGCAGCUGAUGCAUCCAGCAGCAUAGAUGGUCAGCCAGUGAAGAGGAAAAAGGGCCCUGCCCCAAAGAUGAUGGGCAACGAGGUGUGUAGUGUAUGUGGUGACAAGGCCUCUGGUUUCCACUACAACGUGUUGAGUUGUGAAGGCUGCAAGGGCUUCUUUCGGCGCAGUGUCAUUAAAAGUGCCCAGUACUCCUGCAAGAACAAUGGUCGCUGUGAAAUGGACAUGUACAUGCGCCGCAAGUGCCAGCAGUGCCGCUUGCGCAAGUGUCGGGAGGCGGGCAUGCUGGAGCAGUGUGUGCUUUCUGAGGAACAAAUCCGACUGAAAAAGCUAAAAAAGCAGCAGGAGGAGGAAACGGCCCGCACGUCUACGGUGGCCACACCCUCCCCUCCACAGGAAGUGGCUGCACUCGAUCCACAUCAGCAGGAGAUGAUCGAGAAGCUGGUGGCCAUGCAGAAGCAGUGCAACAAGAGGUCUUUCCUUGAUCGACCAAAAGUGACGCCAUGGCCACAGAGUCAGGAUCUGCAGAAUCGAGAAGUGCGGCAGCAACGUUUCGCCCACUUCACCGAGCUCGCAAUCAUGUCGGUUCAGGAGAUUGUGGAUUUUGCCAAGCAGCUACCUGGUUUCCUAGAACUGACACGAGAAGACCAGAUCGCUCUGUUGAAAACGUCUACCAUCGAGAUUAUGCUGCUUGAGACUUCGCGGAGAUACAAUCCCACCAUUGACAGCAUUACAUUUUUAAAGGAUUUUAGCUACAAUAAGGAGGAUUUUGCCAAAGCAGGCCUUCAGUUUGAGUUCAUUAACCCCAUCUUUGAGUUUUCAAAAGGAAUGAAUGACCUGCACCUUGAUGAGGCCGAAUAUGCUCUGCUCAUUGCUAUCAACAUCUUUUCUGCAGAUCGACCGAAUGUGCAGGAUCACGAUCUGGUUGAGCGGCUGCAACAACCUUAUGUGGAUGCUCUGCGCUCUUACAUCAUGAUAAAGAGACCAAACGAUCACCUGAUGUUUCCCCGUAUGCUGAUGAAACUGGUGAGCCUUCGCACGUUAAGCAGCGUCCACUCGGAGCAGGUUUUCGCCCUACGUCUCCAGGAUAAGAAGCUUCCGCCGCUGCUGUCUGAAAUCUGGGACGUCAAUGAGUGACUGCAGCCCUGAUGUCGCACUCCGUGGCUUUAUGAACCCUGAGACAGACACGGCUUCCCGCAGGAGCACUGAUCACCUGAUCUGGUCAGGGCUCGGUUAUUGCCUUGAGAUAUUUUUUAUUUUCCCCCCUAUUGAGAGAAGAGCGCCGCUGCUCCUCGGCUCUCUAACAGACUGUUAAAUGGUUUUGUGUUCGUUAGAUGAAACGUGAACACAGGAUUUUCUUUAAGUCUAGAUGGUCACCUGAUUGUGGUUAAGUUCCAGCAUUUGGCUUUUCAGCCAUGUAUGUUUGAUUUGCAAUUAGCUAUGCCAGUUUUUAGUGUGGUUCCUUACUCUUCUACUAAUUAAAAUCAGAAGGCACUCUGCAGAUAUUUGCUGCUUUAAAUAUUAGGAAAUCAGAACAACUCGCAUCCUUUUGGAAAGGUGAUUUCUGCAGUUGUGCAGAAAAUGAAAAGGUAUUCCUUAUCGGGCAUGGGCAGAUAUAAACCUAGAGUUUUAAUAUAUCAGUCUGAUUACAAUCAGUUGUGUUCUUGCACCAGAUAGUUUGUAUUUCCUUUAGAUAAAGUACCACUGUCUGAGGAGGGGUGUAGCUGCUCAGGUAAAGUGAUGUGAAGUAAACCUCUGGGACGUGGGAACUUCUUUAUUACUGCGAUAUUUCUUUAACUUUCCUUUAAGUGCAAAAGGGACCUGUGUGGUCAUUAAUGAAUGCCCAUUAAGAUUUAUGUAAAUUUAUAUUUAUUUUCACCUGACAAAGUACAAAUCGAUACUAAAUGCACAAAGUCGUGAAAUUCUGCAAGUGAUUAGUUGUCACUGAUGUCACUCUGUGCUGGUACCUCCCAAAUAUGGUACUGGUAUGUUUUUAGAUUUCAGGGACAUAUUAGUAAAUUACAUUAAAAUAAAAAAUUGACUGUGAGCCUCUUUUCAAAUCAACUACUUUUAUUUUACUCUUAAAUAAGAGACGGAUUCAACGUGUGCAGCAUAUUUCUGCUGCUUCAUUGCUAAGCAGUACUUUUCACCAUGUUUUUAUUUUGUGGUGUUUUAAGCACCAAAACUGUGCAAAAUAUACUGAGUUUUAACUAAUUAGACUGUUAUUGCCAUUUUCUUUAGAUACUGAAAUAUAAAAAAGUAAGUACUUGGUUCAAAAAGUAACACGAUAAAUUCAGUCGAGAGCAGAAGAAAGGAGGACACAAACAUUCAACAGGUUUUCCUGAACUUGAAGAACUAUGGAGAUCUGGAUGUUUAUAUUCUGACUUUGUUUUUCAUGCAGUGUGAAAUUUAAAUGGAUGAUUGAGCAGUUUGAGUGUAAAUUUAUAUUUGUUGGGAGAGUGUUUAUCCUGCUCUGUAUUAAAAAAGUUCAAAUUUGAA